CUUUAAAUACAUUUUCCUGUGUUAAAAAUAAAAUAACCCAUUAAUUUGAAAAGAAAAAAAUGAAAUAUUGAAAAGAAAUUUACUAAGCUACCCUCAAUAAGUAUAUCAAUUUGGGUGGUCAAUAAUACACAAUAACUCAUCCAAAACUUCACAAACUUGAAAAAAAUAAUGUCCAAAGAUGAUUGAAUUACAUCCACUUCAUCUAAUCUUCAUACACUACUAAAAAAUCCUCAAACCUCAUGGCUCAAUUGGGAAACUUAUAUGGUAUCACAGAAAGUUUACCAGCAGCCAUUCCUAACGUUCCCUACAAUUUAAGGGCACCUACUAAAAAAUCAUGCAACAUAAUUUGUCAUGCCAAAAAAAUAGAGGAUUUUCAUCAAAAUACUUCAAGAAGGUCUGUUAUUAGCAUUGCUUCUAUUGCUCUUUUUACACAACUUGGUACUAAUAAUGCUUCUUUGGCUGAGGAAGAAAAUCGGUUGUGGCUCGAUUACCCUCUUCCCGGAUUACGUCCGGCCGAAAAUAAAAUCGCCAAUGAGGAAACAGGAACAAGGUCAUUUCUGAAGAAGGGACUCUACAUGGCUAACAUUGGAACAAAAGGAAGUGCAUAUAGGCUUGGGAAAUAUGCCUUUGAUCUCAUGGCUUUGGGAGAUUUAAUAGGCCAAGAUACUUUGAACUACGUCCGAAAGUACCUCCGUCUUAAGGGCACUUUCAUGUACUAUGAUUUCGACAAGGUCAUCUCUGCUGCACCUGUUGAUGAUAAACAGCCUCUCACAGAUCUUGCAAACCGACUCUUCAACAAUUUCGAAAAGAUUUAUGAUUCAUCAAUAUGUUGGCAGAUUCAAGAAGCUAUAAAACUGAAGGACCUUGCUCAAACACGAUCUACUUACGACGACACAACAGUCAUCCUGCAAGAGGUGAUGGAUAGAUUUGCAUAACUCAACUCUGCAGAUACUUUUCUUCCAUUCUUCUUUGUCCUGUAAUUGUACAAGUAAUUUCCGAGAAAUGAACAGAACAAAGACACGAUCAUACAAGUACUAAGCAAGAUAGAGAUCACUGAUA
Molecule: messenger RNA, 1059 nt
Organism: Chenopodium quinoa (quinoa)
Lineage: Eukaryota; Viridiplantae; Streptophyta; Magnoliopsida; Caryophyllales; Amaranthaceae
Product: photosynthetic NDH subunit of lumenal location 3, chloroplastic-like
Exons: 3
Coding region: 240-935 (231 amino acids)
Biological process (GO): photosynthetic electron transport chain; photosynthesis
Cellular component (GO): chloroplast; extrinsic component of membrane; photosystem II
Molecular function (GO): calcium ion binding
Source: RefSeq, a predicted model, not a curated record